Messenger RNA from Exophiala viscosa, 1386 nucleotides. RefSeq names its product insulin-induced protein-domain-containing protein. Gene Ontology annotation, biological process: sterol biosynthetic process. The record is from RefSeq and is a predicted model, not a curated record. The transcript has 3 exons. NCBI's taxonomy places the organism in Eukaryota, Fungi, Ascomycota, Eurotiomycetes, Chaetothyriales, Herpotrichiellaceae. The coding region runs from base 202 to 1254 and encodes 350 amino acids. Gene Ontology annotation, cellular component: endoplasmic reticulum.
GCCGAGCGCAGGCACAAAGUCCUCGCAAUGUUUUGUGCAGCUUCUCCGACAUGCAUACAGAUUAACAUGUGAAAAAAUCCGAGGCCCUUUCACAAACUCAACCAGGUCUGGACGAUCGAGCAGUCGAUAGCUCUUUGUUGCCGGCAUCGCCUCAUUGCUUCUGUGUUGUUCUGUACCUUCGCACAGCUGCCAUUGCCCGUCAUGGAAAUGCCCCAGAUCUACCGCCCAAUUCCCCGGCGAGGCUUCGAGAUAACGCCUGCUUCGGCCGACUCCUCACAUCCUCCGUCCCCAGCUACCGAGCCGAUCGGCCAGGAACAGAAUUCUAGUCACAGGGUUGACACAAUGCCUAGCCGAACUCGAUCCAUCCUCAAUCUCACUUCGUCUACUUUGCUGGGCAUAUAUUCGCCUAUAGGGUCAGACGCGGGACGUGAAGAGUCCUCGACACCAUGGGGGACCGGCGCCCAAACGCCGACCCAGAGAGGAAGCGUAGAUCAUACACCACAACUGUCUCCCCUGACUUGGACUGGGGAUAGUGCGAAGCCUGUGCUGCCACAGAAGAGAAAGGGAUUGCGUGGCUUUAUCCUGCCUCUUUUCCUACAGACAAUGCUCUUGUUCGGGUCCGGGAUUGGUUAUGGAUCACUCAUCACCCACCUGCAUCGAACACAACAUAUAACUCCAAUUCCAGUACCACACAUCGAACGCAACACUCUCUACUACCAGCUUUCUUGGGGUGUAUUUGGAAUCUUGUUGGGCAAUGCGCUACCAAUAGUGGACUCGCUGUGGGAAACGACUAUCUCGCCUGCUAUAAAUGGUGGUCGAGCCACUCAGCGGUCAACAUCAGGUGCCACGAAGGCGUCGAAUCAUGACAGUACCAACGCCAACUCGGCUCCAGAUAGUGGUCUGGGCCCUAUGUGGUACUCCGCGGUGAGAAGCAUAGGUGUCUUUGUCGGCAUUGCCUUUGCUAUGCGUCGUCUUCCCUGGCAGUCAACGCUACAAGUUGCUCUGACCUUGGCAUUGGCAAAUCCUGUCUUGUGGUACCUGAUUGAUCGAUCGUUGCCUGGCUUCGCCUUUUCCGCAGCAGUCAGCCUCAUUGGUACGCUGCUCCUGCUGUUGGUGGAUCCCAACUUCGUCCCAGUCCCGGCAAUCCAUCAGCCGAUGGCCUCGGAAAAGUUUGGCGUAUAUACUUGGUUGGCGAGUAUUCUUUUCUGCACGAGCAUCUGCUUUGGAGCGAUUGGUAGGAGGCUGCGAUUGUGACCAAAGAUCCUUUCUGCAGUCGUUGAGAUCCGGUGUCACAUUGACUACCUGGCUGGCCUCGUUACAGCCUGAAUAUUCCAGGCGGCAGCUGUAUAUUAAUUGAUUAGGAAGCUGAUGGUAGAACCAUUCGGC